This is a messenger RNA of Pseudomyrmex gracilis, 2498 nucleotides long. Its product is annotated as probable cytochrome P450 6a13. The record is from RefSeq and is a predicted model, not a curated record. Gene Ontology annotation, molecular function: oxidoreductase activity, acting on paired donors, with incorporation or reduction of molecular oxygen; iron ion binding; heme binding. The transcript is spliced from 6 exons. Lineage: Eukaryota; Metazoa; Arthropoda; Insecta; Hymenoptera; Formicidae. Bases 292 to 1824 code for a protein of 510 amino acids.
UAUGAUUAGACUGAGAGUAUUUUUUUAUAAUCAGAUAAUGUGACUGAGUGUUAGAUAAGAUCACAUCUAUAAAUUAACUUUCUCGAUAUUAUUCAACUUCAGUUUUUUUGCGACAUCAUCAUUCUCCAGUAGUUUUCAAACAAACGAAUAACAUCAAUUUGCUUUGAUCGCGUGACAUUUAUUUUCUGAUGCUCAGUUUUUCGGGAUAAUAUAAUGAACACAAACAAUUUGUGUAUAUUUUUUUUCUGUUUUGGAUAUAAUUAGGGAUACUAAUACAGCGAGAAGAGCAAAAUGUUACUUGUAGGGUUAAUAACUGCUUUUGUCGUUGGUCUGUGUUCUGUAUAUGUGUAUUACAAGUUUGUGGUGUUCAAUUACUGGCGUAAAAAAGGUGUAUUUUAUGUCGAACCAGUUGUACCAACUGGUAAUGUUACUCCUAUCCUGACUGGAAAGCUAUCAGUAGGCGAACUAUUUCGCGAUAUGUAUUUGAAAUAUAAGGACCAUCGUGCUUUCGGAAUAUACACAUUUUUCAAACCGAAUCUUGUGAUUGCCGAUCUCGAUCUUGUCCGAAUAGUACUGACUAAAGAAUUCGGUAGUUUCCACGAUCGCGACAAGCAUUCUAACGAGAAAACGGAUCCGCUAUCCGCCCACUUGUUUUUCUUGACCGGAAAAAAAUGGAGAAAUUUGCGCGUUAAGUUGACUCCUACUUUUACUUCGGGAAAAUUGAAGCAGAUGUUCGCAGUUCUGAAAGAAUGCGGUGAAGAAUUCGUGAAAUCUUUGGAAAAACUGGCCGAGACGGAAAGAUGCAUUGACAUAAAAGAAAUGUUCGCAAGGUAUUCAACAGACGUAAUUAUGUCAGUUGCAUUUGGAAUCAAAACUAACUGCAUAGAUCAACCGGAUAACGAAGUUCGAUACUGGGGGAAAAAAGUCUUUAAAAUAAGUGCCCUUAGGCAUUCUAUUUUUAUGUUUGCGCCACAAAUUGCCAGACUAUUUUCUAUCUCUAUUUUUGAUAAGGGUGUCUCGAAUUUUUUUAUAAAUAUGUUUCGGGAUAAUGUGGAAUACAGAAAGACUCACAAUGUCGUUAGGCACGAUUUUAUGAAUCUACUUAUACAACUCAUGGAGAACGGCUAUGUUGAGCCUGACGAAGAGAAAGAUGUCACCAAAGAAAAUGAUGUGCAUCCAAGUACGAGUAAACUUUCUAUGAUAGAAGCGACUGCGCAAGCUUUCGUCUUCUUCUUAGCUGGUUUCGAAACUUCCUCGACCACGGCGACGUUCUGUUUGUACGAAAUAGCGCUAAAUCAGGACGUACAGAAUAAGCUUCGUCAAGAAAUUGACGAAGUGCUAAAAAAACACGGCGAAGUGACUUACAAUGCUGUAAACGAUAUGACCUAUCUGCAUAAAGUAGUAUCUGAAACUCUGAGAAAAUAUCCACCUGCGCCAGUACUGAGUCGCAUUUGUACCAAAGCUAUAAAUCUUCCAACAACGAACAUUCACAUACCAGAAGGAACGUCAAUUAGUAUACCGGUGCUCGGCAUACAGCGAGAUCCGGCGAUCUAUCCGGAUCCGGAUAAAUUUGAUCCCGAACGAUUUAACGAGGAGCAAAUAGCGGCUAGACAUCCAUACGCUUUCUUGCCAUUUGGGGAAGGACCCCGUGCUUGUAUCGGUUCACGGUUUGGCUAUAUGCAGACAAAAGUUGGAAUCUUAAAUAUCUUAUCGAAUUUCAAAGUUAAACUUCAUCCGCGAACUUCGGUGCCACUGAUCUUUGGCAAAACCACUACUGUACCUACUGCAAAAGGCGGUGUACAUCUUAUAAUUGAACCACGAUGAAGCAAUUGUGCUCGUUUAAAUGGAGCAGAGCAACUUUGCAACUAAUAUUAACAAUGUCGCUAUCGCAGUGCAAUACAAAAAUAGGAAAUAUUAUGUAGUAAUAAUUAUGUGGUAAGUAUGUAGUAAAUGGUAGUUAGAAAAUAUUAUGCAGUGACGCAGUGACGAGAUCGAGAUUGUAAAUAGAUAUUUGCAGAAUCAUCUUACAGGUGAUAUUUUUUAUUGUGUUUGUUGGCGUGACGAUAAUAACUUGUUUUCAACUUAUGUUGCGCCAGACUGAAUCCAAACCUAUCAAGCUGAACAGUUUGAAACAAAUACUUCAAACUUCUGUGAUUGAAAUUAAACUGCAAAUUAUACAACACGUGUAAGAUGUAUAUUAUUGGUAAUUGUUUUCUUAUAUCUUGUAGCGUACUUAAAUAUAAAUUGGCUUUACCAAAGUAAGUUUCACCAUCUAUGCGGCGGUUAUUAUUUUAUUUAAAUAAUUAUGUAUAUACUUAUUAUAUAUAUUCUUCCUUGGUAUAAUGAAAUUUGUUAUAAUAAAAAAUAUUGUUUGUAUCGCACAAAAACAAUUUUUCCUUGAAAUAAGCGACCAGUUGUCACAGGAAUAAAAAAUUGUUGUGUAAUGUUAAUAUUUGAAUUUAUAAACGAGUGAAUAAAAAAAUGAUAAUUACAAGAAG